AGAUAAUAGUCAGAGGUCAAAGUUGACAUUACCAUGUGUGAAUGAAUUCAGUCUGCUGUGGAACGUUUAGCUUCAGAAACCCUCCGUUUUUGAUUGUAUUCGUUGAAGUUUACAACUGUAGUUAUUAAAAUAAGUUUCUGCACUUCGGUUUAAAGAAAAAUAGCGCCGAACUCUUUCGCUGAUGGAGCACUUUGCAUUUUGUAGCUGCUAUUGUUUAGCUCGACAUGUUUAAAAUCCGACCACUGUUAAACACCUUCGUGAACUACAGACAGACUCUGAGGAGAAACGGAUGUGCUGUUAAGUUUUUGUCCACAAUGAGUGACGAGUCCACGGAUCAGCAGACAGAAAAGCUGCUGAAAAGGCCAAACGAGGAGAACGAGGAGUCUGAGAGGGUUAACAAGAAAGUAAAAACCGAUGGAGAAAACACGGACGAUGACAAGAAAUACCCCAAAAAGAAAGUGGUUCUCCUUCUGACAUAUUCUGGGAAGGGAUACUAUGGCAUGCAGAGGAACACUGGAAACUCCAAGUUUAAGACCAUUGAAGACGAUCUGGUCACUGCUCUCGUUAAAUCUGGAUGCAUUCCCGAAGACCACGGCGACGACAUGAAAAAGAUGUCUUUCCAAAGAUGUGCCAGGACAGAUAAAGGUGUUUCUGCUGCUGGCCAAGUAGUUUCUCUGAAGCUGCGGUUAGUUGAGAACAUAAAGGAAAGAAUCAAUGAACAUCUGCCCCCACAGAUCAGGGUACUUGGACUUAAACGGGUGACCCAGGGAUUCAACUCCAAAAAUAGCUGUGAUGCUCGAACAUACUGCUACAUGCUUCCGACAGUGGCCUUUUCCUCAAAGGAUUACAACACUGGGAAUAGCGCUGCCUUCCGUCUGGACCCAGAGACACUUAAGAGGGUGAACUGUCUUUUUGCCUUCUACAAAGGCACUCAUAACUUUCAUAACUUCACCUCCCAGAAGGCUCCAAAUGACCCCAGCGCCCGUCGAUACAUCAUAGAGAUGUCCUGUGGGGAGCCCUUUAUCCGCAGUGAUAAUGAGUUUGCAGUGAUCACUGUACGAGGCCAGAGCUUCAUGCUGCAUCAGAUUCGCAAGAUGAUUGGCCUGGUCAUUGCAGUCAUCAAGGGCUAUGCAAAAGAAGAGAUAAUAGAACGAAGCUGGGGACAGGAGAAAGUGGAUGUUCCCAAAGCUCCUGGACUCGGGCUGGUUCUAGAAAGAGUUCAUUUUGACAGGUACAACAAACGCUUCGGAGGGGACGGUCUGCACGAGCGGCUGGAGUGGGAUCAUGAGGAAGAGGCCAUCAAGGCCUUCAAAGAGGCUCACAUUUACCCCACUAUUGUUGAGACAGAGUGUCAGGAGGGCUCCUUGGUCAACUGGAUGUCAACUCUUCCCAUCCAUGACUUUGAAGCAUCAGCUGCUGAAGCGCGAGACAAUAAGAGUCAAAAGCAGGAAAAUGCAGAUGAAGGGAACAACUCCGAUUAGGUCAGCCCUUUUGCAGCAAGAUGCGUUUUGUUGGAUGCAAUUCUAUUUUAAGUUCUGUAUAACUGAGGUAUUUUAAUUUAAGAAAAGAACAUCACUCAAAUGCAACAUAUAUUAACAUAAUAAAGUCCUCUCAGUUCUUUGUGACAA
Molecule: messenger RNA, 1628 nt
Organism: Nothobranchius furzeri (turquoise killifish)
Lineage: Eukaryota; Metazoa; Chordata; Actinopteri; Cyprinodontiformes; Nothobranchiidae
Gene: pus1
Product: pseudouridine synthase 1
Biological process (GO): tRNA pseudouridine synthesis; mRNA pseudouridine synthesis
Cellular component (GO): nucleus
Molecular function (GO): pseudouridine synthase activity; RNA binding
Source: RefSeq, a predicted model, not a curated record